CAUCGGGUAGCUAUCGGAUCACAGAAAACGCAUGAAGUGACCAGGUGUAAAAAGCCCCUUAAUGACUGUAGUCUCCUCUUAAUAAAACUCUUUCUGCUGAUUCCUAGUGAAAAAGAUGAACUACUGCAUUGUGUGAAUGAAUUCAAUCCCAGUCGUGAGGUCCUGAGGAUCAUGUUGUAUGGACCGGUUGGUGCUGGGAAAUCAUCCUUCAUCAACUCGGUCCAGAGGGCCAUACUAGGCCGCAAUGCCAUGAGCGCUCUGGAAAACUCCUCACGUCAAGGAACAAGCUUCACAAAAAAUUUUACCAUUCACAAGCUGAAGAAGGGCAGAGGUGCGCAUUAUCCUCUAGAGAUUGUGGACAUCAUGGGGAUUGAACCGUUAGAAGGAGGAAUCAAAUGUGACGACAUCAUCAAUGCUUUAGAGGGACAUAUUUUAGAUGAGUACACGUUUAAUCCUGUGAAAUCCAUAUCUAAUGUUGACCCAAAAUACAACAAGGACCCAACUUUGAGCGAUAAAGUUCACUGUCUGGUGUGUGUUCUGCCUGCGGACUCAGUCUCAAGAAUGGAAGAUGACGUCUUUGCAAAAAUGAAGCGUGUUAGAGCUCAUGCUAGCCUGCUUGGAAUCCCUCAAGUUAUCAUGACCAAAGCGGAUAAAGCGUGUGAGCUGGUUAACCAGGAUUUAAAGACAACCUACUACAGCAGGAAGAUCAAAGCGAAGGUGUGUGUACUGUAUGUGUGUGUGUAUGUGUGUGGCACUGAGAGAUAUACUAAAUUUUGCCAAUGAUUAUGUGGAACGAGAGAUGGAAAAAGAAGAGUCAUGAGAGAUAUAUAAAUAAAGUAAGAUGUUGAAUAAUCUUCAAGAAUUUAUAGCUUAGCGUAGAAAAUAGUCAUUAAUAAUAAAAAUGUAUUAAUAUUAAAAGUAUAGUAGACAGAGCCCAGUAGAAGUGCCCAAUACAGGGUUCUUCAGAAAAAUUAAGUCUAGAGAACCAUCGCUUACCUACUGUAUAAACUAAGGAAAAUGUAGUUUCAGUAAGAGAAUGUUAAAAGAUAGCUGAUAUAAGAAUAAGAAAAGUUGAAGGAAUAGUUGUCAUUUUUAUACUAAUCACUAAAAAUGUGGUUUCAUUUAACAAUAUGGCUUCCAUGGCCUCAAUACUGCUUUUUUAUCGGCAGAAAUGUCCACAAUUUUGUGUUAUAAUGAAAUUUCUUUAAGUGAUUAAGCUGCAACUUCAUUCAGAUAAUUGCUGUUGUUCUGUCUAAAUGUUGCAAUUUGUGCUGAGCUGUGAGCAAAAUUCAAGUAGACUCUCGCUUCAUCUUUUAAAAAACAGGGCCUCCAUCUCUCUUUCACUUCAUUGUUUUACAUCGCAGCAAACAGACGUCCAAACGUUUCAAUUGUGUACUGCAACAGCUAUAUAUGGUUAAAAUGACAAUAAAAGCUUCUUGACUUGA
Messenger RNA from Tachysurus vachellii, 1445 nucleotides. Its product is annotated as interferon-induced protein 44-like. NCBI's taxonomy places the organism in Eukaryota, Metazoa, Chordata, Actinopteri, Siluriformes, Bagridae. The record is from RefSeq and is a predicted model, not a curated record. The transcript is spliced from 4 exons. The coding region runs from base 172 to 783 and encodes 203 amino acids.